UUAAACGUAAACGUUUUGUUGGGUCAUGCAGCCGCCAAAACUGUGCAGUAGACUGCGAGUGAAGAACUAUCGUUACUCGAUUGUGCCCAUUCGCCUAGACCCGGACGAACAUCGCGACCUUAACGAGCCCAGUUCCUCCAUUAUCGCCGCCCCGGAACAUAACCGGCUGCAGGAGAGGAUCUCGAGUGGAACCAGUGCUGCCAUGGAUGACAACCAGGGGCGCGAUGAUGAACUCACACCAAAAAGCACCCAACCACUAAAGAGGGUAAAUGCUGAGCCGCAAGGGCAAACUAAUUGAUGGAGGAAAAUUUCAAAUGUAAACCUUUAAUAAAUUGAACUAAAAUCAAAUAAAACCAACUUAAGGGAAUAUAAUUACACAUUAAGUGCUAGCCAGAUUUCUCUUUGAGCUAAAUCCAUUUGCGCCUAUAAAGAACACAGUAACGAGCGAAUCAACUUCCUGUAGGUAAUAAUUCCUGCGAGUAAUCCCCAAUUAGUUUCGCAGAUCCUUUGGCGGGUAAACUAAGCCCACAAACGACUG
This is a messenger RNA of Drosophila mauritiana, 538 nucleotides long. RefSeq lists its product as uncharacterized. Bases 26 to 298 code for a protein of 90 amino acids. The transcript has a single exon. The record is from RefSeq and is a predicted model, not a curated record. NCBI's taxonomy places the organism in Eukaryota, Metazoa, Arthropoda, Insecta, Diptera, Drosophilidae.